Messenger RNA from Gaeumannomyces tritici R3-111a-1, 174 nucleotides. RefSeq lists its product as hypothetical. The transcript is spliced from 3 exons. The record is from RefSeq and is a predicted model, not a curated record. Bases 1 to 174 code for a protein of 57 amino acids. NCBI's taxonomy places the organism in Eukaryota, Fungi, Ascomycota, Sordariomycetes, Magnaporthales, Magnaporthaceae.
AUGAUGACGAAACUGGACCUCUGCGACCUGCACCAGACCUUCGGCAUUGCCGUUCCCAUCAUGGCCGCGAGAUCGCGACCAGUCCUCGACGCUAUGCCCUUGCCUGCGCAUUGGCGUCUAGCGGGGAACAAGAGAUCCAAGGUGCUGCCAUGGCUCGGCUCGACUCCCCGCUAG